AUGCCGCUGUUAUGCAGUGCCUGCGCCAACGUCUUCUGCGAGCAGGAGGAGGAGGACGACGACGACAAGGGCCCUGCUCCUGAGUCGCCCUUCUACAAGGCCAACCACCACAGUCUGCCCCGGUUGAAGAAGUCCGCCUCCGACGGCUGCCCCCUGUGCAUGCUGCUCUGGGCCGCCGCACCGCCCAAGGUCCAUGCUUUUUGGGAUGAGAUCCUGCGUGACGACCGUCCGGCGCACUGGCUACCCUGCUUCUUCACCGUCAAUCGGGCCAUCUUCGCCACCGCCACGCACCCGUGUGACACGAAGAAGCCGAAGCUGCUGGUCGAGUACAAGUACCAGCUCGGUCUGACGAACCCGCACGAGCAUCUGAAGCCGAUCAGGCGGCAUUUCAGGCUGCUGUGGAGUCAGGAGGCAGAGCCCCUCAUACAGCAAGCACGGUUCACGUCCACCACCCGGUCGGAGGAGAGCUGGCACACGUUCAAAAAGUGGAUGUGGACGUGCAUGUCCAAACACGGCCAAUGCUCGCCGCGGUCGCUGCACCUCCGCCAGCGCCAGCUUCCAAAGCGACUCCUCGAAGUCGGCGGCGAGGCGGCCAACACGGUCAGGCUGCGGACGGUCGAGAGCAUCGGCGACGCCUACGCGAUCGAGUACCUCGCGCUCAGCCACUGCUGGGGCACAGAGCCCCCGCGGGUAAUUCUCACGACCCGGUCUGCGGCCAGUCUGGUCGCGGGCGUCGACGUGGACGAGCUGUGUCGCACCUUCCAGGACGCCGUCGCCGUGACGAAGCGGUUCUGGGACGAGUUCGCCGUGCGAUACCUGUGGAUCGACUCGCUGUGCAUCAUCCAGGACUCGACCGAGGAUUGGCGCCACGAGUCGACCAUCAUGGGCGAGAUCUAUCAGAACGCCUUCUGCACGCUGGCCGCGACGGCCGCCGCCGACGGGACUCGUGGGUUCUUCUCCGACCGCGAUCCGCGCCUCGUCUCGCCCUGCACCGUCCCCGUCGUGCCCCAAAAGAGGGGCGGUGGUGAGAAGAUGACAAGGUUCUUUUACUGCGUCGACCACGACGACUGGGCCAAGAACGUCUCCCGGGCGCCCCUGAACGGCCGCUCAUGGGUGCUGCAGGAACGCCUGCUCUCGCCGCGCGUGCUACACUUUGGCGCCGACCAGCUGUACUGGGAGUGCUCGGGGCUCGAGGCGUCCGAGGCGUUUCCAGUAGGCUUUCCGGACGGGCUGGGCGAGCAGUUUAAACAGUUGCUGCCGUUCUCGGGCCUGCCGGCGAAUAUGUCGUCGUCGUCGUCGUCACCGCAAGGACGCUGGGAUCCCAGCCCCGGCACCAGCAAUGGCCGCGGCCCCUACGCCAUCUGGGACCAGGUCAUGGAGACGUACUCGGCGGGCCAACUGAGCCGGCGCAGCGACCGGCUGGUGGCGCUGUCGGGGAUCGCGCGCAAGCUGCAGCGCCGCCUCAUCCCGCACGACACGUACCUCGCCGGCCUGUGGAAGCAGGAUCUCCCCUUCGAGCUGCUCUGGGACGUCAAGGACCUUCCUCGCUCUCCUCCACCACCACCACAUCUUUACAAAUCCCAUUCGCACAGCAGCCGCCCUGAGUACGGGUACGGGUACGGGUGUGAAGACGAAUACAUCGCGCCGAGCUGGUCGUGGGCGUCGCGCAUGGCCACCGUGCCGUGCGAAACCGAGACGUGGGCGACGGCGAGCACGCUGAUCGAAAUCACCAGCGCGACCGUCGUGCCGGUCGACCACGCCGACCCCAUGGGCCAGAUCCGGUCCGGCAGCUUGCGGGUGGCCGGCGUGCUGGUGCGCGCGUCCCUCUCGCGCAUCCACCAGCCGGGUUCGCCGACGCCGGGCCUGGCGCUCCGAAUCCACGGUGAGCGCGCCGUGCCCUCCGCCAUCUGCCGCCCCGACGACGGCUUCAGCCCCACCGUCCACCUGCCCCCCGUCGUCUACUGCCUGCCGAUCCUGCGUGGCGUGCGCAACCGCGUCCCCCGCUACCGGGGACUGCUGCUCGUGCCCUCGGGGAGGGAGCGACAGCUUCGCAGAUACGGCACUUUCACCGCCGACGCGGCUGGCGACGAGUUCCUGGUGGUCGUCGCCUCGGGCUCGUCGUCGUCGUCGUCGCAACCGCGGCCGUUUGACACGGGUGAUUUAAGACCUGAUGGCCGCUAUGAGUUUACGAUUGUAUGA
Molecule: messenger RNA, 2199 nt
Organism: Fonsecaea erecta
Lineage: Eukaryota; Fungi; Ascomycota; Eurotiomycetes; Chaetothyriales; Herpotrichiellaceae
Exons: 2
Coding region: 1-2199 (732 amino acids)
Source: RefSeq, a predicted model, not a curated record